Messenger RNA from Girardinichthys multiradiatus, 2026 nucleotides. RefSeq names its product NK3 homeobox 2 (gene nkx3-2). Gene Ontology annotation, cellular component: nucleus. The transcript has 2 exons. The record is from RefSeq and is a predicted model, not a curated record. Gene Ontology annotation, molecular function: DNA-binding transcription factor activity, RNA polymerase II-specific; RNA polymerase II cis-regulatory region sequence-specific DNA binding. Lineage: Eukaryota; Metazoa; Chordata; Actinopteri; Cyprinodontiformes; Goodeidae. Gene Ontology annotation, biological process: cell differentiation; regulation of transcription by RNA polymerase II. The coding region runs from base 270 to 1067 and encodes 265 amino acids.
AUGAGUAAAAAGGGCCGGAGUCUGGAAAGAGUUGGAGCUGAUGGGAGAUCUGCGCUGUGGAGCAGCAUCGCCCCAGCGGAUGUAGCAAAAACUCCUCUUCUUCUGCGGGAAUGAAAGCGGAAAGCAGCGCUGGAGGGUAGAAAGUGCAGCUUGAGAAGAACUCUUGCGAGGGAGCAACCUAAAAUGCGGAUGAACUGACAUUUUCUCCUCCACUAGGGCUAAUUACUGAACUUAAACACCGAGCAAAGCGUCGCUCCCUUAGGAAAAAAAUGGCCGUCCGUGGCAACUCGGUGAUACCUUUUUCCAUCCAGGCCAUCCUGAACAAAAAGGACAACAGUAGACACCUACCAGAGCUGGACGUGUGCUUCUCCAAGGCGGCGUGCUGGAAAAUAUUCGGGGAGAUGAACGAGGGGUCCGGGAGGACCGACGAGGCGUCCUGUGAGCGGACCGAGCAGAAGGGCUACGACUCGGACUCCGGACUCAGCGACGACAACGACGGGAAGACUCCGGCCGUACGCAAGCCAGAGAGGGACGGAGAGCCAGGGUCGGAUGUACCGGAGGAGAGCCCGCAGGAGGAGACGGACCAUGAGUCUGCGGCUGCGGAAAACGCAAAGAGUGAUAGUGAGCAUAACCAUACCACGGACUCCAGCAACCCAGACGAGAAGAGCCUGGAGCAGCCCAAGCAGCGGAAGAAGCGCUCCAGAGCCGCCUUCUCCCAUGCACAGGUCUUCGAGCUGGAGCGCCGUUUCAACCACCAGCGGUACCUGUCCGGACCGGAGCGGGCGGACCUGGCGGCCUCCCUGAAGCUAACAGAGACUCAGGUCAAGAUCUGGUUCCAGAACCGUCGCUACAAGACGAAACGCCGGCAGAUGGCUGCAGAUUUGAUGGCAUCCACCCCGGCGGCCAAGAAGGUGGCGGUGAAGGUUCUAGUACGGGACGACCAGAGACAGUACGGCCCCGGGGAGAUCCUGCGACCCCCGCUGCUCUCCCUGCAGCCAUCCUACUAUUACCCCUACGCAUACUGCCUCCCUGCGUGGACACUGUCUGCGUGUGCGGGGAAUCAGUGAGAAACCCGAGACUUUUAUUUAUUAUGCAUUUGAUUGCUUCUCUUCCCGGGAACCAAAAACUUUAUGUUUUUUCUGACAAGAAGAAGGGGCCUGAGGGGACUGUUAAUCAGCUUUGCGUCCCUGAUUUUCAUCGAGGGGGUUCCUAAACUUUUUUUUUUUAUACUUUCAAAUACCUAAAAUAUUAUUUUCUGUCUAAUUCUGUGUCUGAUCCGCAGACGUCCUUUUACAAUAUCUGGAAUGAAAUGAAAAACAGAUUUGGCCCAUUUUAUCUCAAAGCUGGGACCCCCUCAAGGAGCCUAUAGACUUAAAAUGACACCUUAUAAGAUUUUACAUGCGCCUUCCUACCUCUGCAGUGAUUGGAAAUAGGUAUAUUCCGUUUACUCUUUUUUUUUUUAAACAAGCAACUCUCUGUAACAGAUUGUUUUUACAUUUUUUUUGCUGUGUUUGUAAAGGUAAGAUAUUUAAGCACUUUUGAGCAUAUAUGUCAAUGUUCUGCGUGUAAAAUACAUGCAGUGCGCAUUUUCGGAGUCAGACUGAAAAAGAGGCGGCUUGUUAAAAGUGGCACGAAGCGACUUCUGACUGAUAUGUGCAUUUAUUUUGUGUUGAGUGACUGUUUAGAUCGAAUACCAUUAAAACAUAUUAGGCAUUACCUAUUGCAUCUGGAUGCGGUUUUUGUUUUGCGUUUUUCUAUUGGUAGCAACAUUCGGUGCGUUUUUCACUUUUUACGCACACAUUAAUUUGCAACGCGGUCAGGUCGAUAAUACUAUUUACCUGCUCUUUAGAUUGCAUUGUCAAGUUUAACAGAUACACACCCGCGGUGACCUCAACAUUGGCCUAAUUUGGUUAAUUCAUUUCCAUGUUUUGAACUGAUUUUUUUCUGUUUUCAUCACUGGCAAAACAAAACAAAGACAUACAAAUAAAACCAUAUUGACAUAAAUAAAAAAAAAAGCAGUGAUUUA